Molecule: messenger RNA, 1302 nt
Organism: Spirodela intermedia
Lineage: Eukaryota; Viridiplantae; Streptophyta; Magnoliopsida; Alismatales; Araceae
Source: the annotation of a GenBank genome assembly
AUGGCCCGGCAAUCUCUCUCUGACGCCUUCGCCUCCCUCGCCUUCGGCCUCAUGGAAGACCUCUUCUCCAUCUACUCCAUCGCCGUCUCCCACCCCAUCUAUCUCGCCUACGUCGUCUUCUUCUCCCCUUACCUCUUCGCCGUCGUCUGCUUCCUCUCGCCCCUCCUUUUCACCACCUCAAUCCUUCUCCUCUCCCUCUCCACGGCCAUCCCAUGCUUCACCGGUCGUUCCUCGUCGCCGGUCUUCUGCGGAAAAACCAUCCACUUUGUUCUACAGGCGCUGAACUGGAGGCCGGACACGGAGCUCCAGGCUUGCUGGGAAGGACCAGGGGCCAUGGGAGACGAUGAUGAUGUACAGGAGAAGGAAGAAGAAGAAGAAAAUAAGAGAAUUGUCUUAGAAGCGCUGGAAGCCAUCGGCAAGCUGUACAAGGCCAUGACGUACGAGGUGGAGGAAAUCCCCGUCAGACUGGCCCUGGAGCUCAAGACUCAGACGAUCGAGGCCAAAGACUCAGAUGAUCUCCCCCGUGUAGAAUCGCCUUCUGAUCUAAGAAUAGUACCAUGCGUUGAGGCCAAAGGCGCUCACUUUGCGCCGGAGAAUUCGCCGGAGCACUCGUCGGGGCCUGCCAUUAAGCUCCCGAGUAUCAAACCAGUGAAGGAGAGGCUGCCCGAGAACCAGAGCAUCGUGGGGUAUGAUUUCAAGGUUGUUUCCUGUGUUGAGGGUGUAGAGCUUCCUCAAAUGGGGCGGCGCUCCAAACCUGCCAUGAAAACAGGAGACCGUGGUUCGCCGGAGUUCAGACCGGCGGGAGAUUCUCGCGGCGCCGGCUCCGGCGAACUGCUGCAGAGGUCGGCAUCAUCAUCAGGGCGGUGGAGAGGUGGCCGGCGUUGCGCGGCGCCGCCGCCACCCGAGAGCUUAUCGAUUGCCGCCUCCGUGGGGACGGACAACGAGUGGAGGAGGACGCUUGCAUGGAAGCUCCACGAGGAGCGUCUCGCCUCCGAUGGUGGCGAGGAGGGCAUGGACCUGCUCUGGGAGACCUACGAGCUCGGCUCCGGCAGCAGGCACUUAAGAACGAACCCAGUGGAAGAAGAAGAAGAGGAAGAAGAAAAAGCAGAAGAAGGAGAAGAAGACGAUGGGGAAGGAGGGGACAUGGUGGGCCGGUUGUGCUGCCUGCGAGCGCUGAGGCUCUCCACGGGGAAGAUGAACCUCGGCAUGGGGAGGUCCAACCUGCGGAGGAUCUCCACCGCCGUGAAAGGCGUGGGGGCCCUUGGUCGCUCCCUCACGAGGAGCCGCAGUGUGAGAGACUGA